Molecule: messenger RNA, 1590 nt
Organism: Mytilus californianus (California mussel)
Lineage: Eukaryota; Metazoa; Mollusca; Bivalvia; Mytilida; Mytilidae
Exons: 8
Coding region: 255-1175 (306 amino acids)
Source: RefSeq, a predicted model, not a curated record
AAAAGUUGUGAAAAGUUUCAUAUUUUGUAAACAUACCUAACAUCCUCAUUAGUAUAAUGUAUUGCUAGAUAAAGACGGAGGGUGCAUUUGGUAUAUGUUCUGUGAAUAUUGAAGAUACACGGGGGCUGAAAUCAUUGUCAUAAACUGUUCUUGGACAAGGUGUUUUUAGCUUCAAUUAAUAAGAGUUCAUCGUACAUUUUAUGCAGAACAUAUAAUUUCGAAGAUUAUCUAAAAGACCAUCCCCUAGGAAUAGAAUGUUGGUUCACCUUGUUAUGGUGGUAUUCGUUGUGGAUAAAGUAUCUACGUCUGCUUCGUGGAAUCUAACAACAUUAACCGUUAGCUUUGGAAAAGACAUAAUGUUGUGGUGCUCCAUAGGUGAGAAAAACGAAAGCAAUGUUUCAAAGCAACAAGCAGAUCUUCGACAUUGGACAGGAGGCCAAAAAUACGAUCUGCUGUGUAUGAAUGGUCAAUGCCUAAAUCCAUCUAAAUAUGAAAUGUUAACACGAAAUACCAGUCAAGAUUUUGGGUUAUUAAUUCACAAUUUAAGUGAAUCAGAUUUGAACUGUCAGUACACAUGUUCCUGCGGAUUUUCUGAUUUCACUAAGAAUCUUUCUGUCGAACCAAAAUAUGUUAUAUCUCUACCAGCGAUUGAAAAAACAACAAAAAAUAGAAAAAAUAUCAACAAUGGCAAAAUGGAAAUAGAAAUUAUGCUUGAUAAGGUGAACCCUGUUCCGCAUUGUUCAGCACUGUUUAAGGGUCGGUUUAUCAAUGAGACAACCGUUGCUGUUAUGAAAUGGUACACAUAUCAUAAUGAUGUUAAAGUGAUUUUUAAUUUUCCUGUUGACGAUGUCGGUUGUGAUGGUAGACUGCAAAUACUUUGCACACUUGUGUAUCGUAAUGUUACCAUUUUUGACGAAUACAUAGAUAUGUGUCAGGAAAAAGAAGCAAGCAUGCUGACAAUGAUUUUACUAGUAAUCGGAUGUGCAGCAUUUGCUAUAAUAUUGUCGAUUUGCAUAUGUUUUACUAAAAGACGUGAUGCCCAGUUUGGUGUACGAUGUUGGAGCAAUGUAAAGAAGAAACGAAUCGAAAGGAAAAAUAUCAAUCAAGUGCAAUUAAUGACUUUUUCAGACAAGCACCAACACGAAAAAGAAACAUCAGCAAUGAUAGAGGUCUAGUCAAUAUUUGUUUGUUCUGGUGAACAUUUCCCAGUACAUUUCAGUUGUCACAAUGCUUGCGAUAUCACGUCACAGUAACAGUGGAUUUUUCAAUGAUGUCAUUUGCGCCAAAUGACCCCGGGCCAACCGGUUUAACUCAUUAAUAAAAAGAGCUCGAGACAUUUGUAUUGAUUAAAACAACAUGGUAUAUCACCAAUUUAAUACAAGUGUACUGCUUAUUAAAGCUUUUGCUUGUUAGUAUAAACAAAAGUCAUUACUGUGAGAGCAAACUAUUUAUCAUUAUGAUACAAGAUAGUGCAUGAUAGUUUAGGUAAGAAUUUCCUAUUUAUGAAUAACAUCAGUGCAUACAUAAACAUGAUAAAAUACAAUUUUGUAUUUCUUCAAUAAAUUAAAAAAAAAAAAAAAAAAAAAAAAA